AGAACAGCUCUUCGUACUAUACUAAUUUUUUUGUAGGUACGGCUCUUCAAUACUCUACUAAACAUUUUUUUGAGUAUAGUACGGCUUUUCAUACUCUACUCAUACUCACAUUUUAGUAUGGCUCUUCAUACUCUACUCAACGUACUCUUGCGGUUUAGUACGGCUUUUCAUACUCUACUAAACAUACUCUUUGAGUUCAGUACCUGACCUCUGUACUCUACUCAGGUGAGUAGAGUAUUCACCUCUCUCAUACUCUACUCUACUCAGCCGUUAGUACAGGUUCUCCAUACUCUACUAAACAUACUAUACUAUACUAAACAUUCCCGUGCAAAAUUCGGCCUUUUUCAGGCCGACUGAGGAAGUAUUGUAAUACUGCUGUGUAGUAAACGGGCCAGUGGUAGCAACGCACGAGCCUACUGCAGAUGCUGCCGGACCCACCCGUCUACCCCUUUGGGAGCACAUCAUGAUUCGUCCGUCAUCAGCACCUGCAGUCCUCCGGAGAAGGCGGCCCAAGACGGCCAACCUCAACGGCCGCCGGAUUCGACGACGGUUUUCUUUGCGUCCGGUCGCCAACGCCAUGAUCAACCUGCUUCUCGUGGCCGCCACGAUGUCCGCUGGAGAAGAAACAACGGAUAGUGUCUCUUCCUUCGAUGACCCUGCAUCGAAGAAAAACUCGGAACUUCGACGAAUCCUAGAAGGAACGGCAACGACGGCUCGGAUUAGACUUAACGCAGCCACCACCCUCGCCCAGGGCAGAAGGAAGCUCUACCAUCUCCACGUCAGCGAGGCAGGAGAGCCGUGCGAUAGGAACCCGUUGUGGGAAAAGCAGCCGAACCCAGUGAACUAUAAGUUCGGUUGCCAAGAUAUCGAGGUGAGCGCGUCCGGCUUGAUGCCUACCUCUUAUUCGGAGUGA
Molecule: messenger RNA, 913 nt
Organism: Ectocarpus sp. CCAP 1310/34
Lineage: Eukaryota; Phaeophyceae; Ectocarpales; Ectocarpaceae
Source: the annotation of a GenBank genome assembly